Bombus impatiens (common eastern bumble bee) is the source of this 1181-nucleotide messenger RNA. RefSeq lists its product as uncharacterized. NCBI's taxonomy places the organism in Eukaryota, Metazoa, Arthropoda, Insecta, Hymenoptera, Apidae. Bases 51 to 1181 code for a protein of 376 amino acids. The transcript has a single exon. The record is from RefSeq and is a predicted model, not a curated record.
CGUCGGUACGCCGAUCCGGUGCGGAGAACUUCGGAGAAGUUGGUGGGCCCAUGCCUGUCAAGACCACUCACCUCACCUUCUCGCGGGGCUCCCUGUCACCCUGCACCGGCUCCGACCGGGGCAGGGUGCGAAAGAGUGAGUGGCACCAGGACGGAGACUCUGCUGACGACCUUGGCGAAACAAACAAAAGAAUCAUGGAUAGUGUCAAUAGUACGAAAAGAGUUUACGGUGCAGGGGAGGGAUACCCCAGUACCGGCGCAGUCGUGGGUAGUCAAGUGGGCCCCGCUGCGUCGACAUCUCGCGACCACGGCCGUUCGAGGGUGGACCGCCAGGCCCCCGGACGCGUUUUUACGCCUGGCGAUGGGACAGGAGAAAGUAAAAGUAGGAAGACCAUAAUAACAGGAGGACAACCGGAGGACAGCAGGUUGGAGACCGCGGAGGAGCCUCCGAGGAGGGCCACUAGACGCUCGCCGAGAGCCGCGGACAGGUCGGAGUGCGUCUUUCUCGCACCGGCCACGUUCGACGACGGCACGCUACCCAUGGCGUGGGGAUCGCGGGCGCGAGCGAGGUCCGACGACGAGGAGUCGGUCGCCUCGGUCGCCUCGCGCUCGUCGCUGGCUUCGAUGGCAUCCAGGGGUAAGAAGCGGAGAAUAACACCCGCGACCCCGGAGGUGUCCCAAGAGCUGGAGGCACAGAUGAGGACGAGCACCCCGGCGGACAUCAGCGCGGGUUUGACGAUGCACGUGUCGGAAAUAAUGCACGUAGCGACGACAUCGUCAAACCUUAAAGGGACCUACAUACGGAGGCUGAAGAACGCGGCGAGUUACAUCACCGCCGCUUGGAACGAGGAAUCCUCGAGGAGGACGAGGCCAGCGCGAGACUCCGGCAACGUGGACACGAGGUUGUCCGUGCUGGAAGAGGAGAACGCAGCCCUCCGCCAGGAACUGAGGAGACUGGCUGCUCGCGUCCACGAGUGCCCGCGAUGCACCGGCGCGACGUCCGAAUACGACGGUCCUCCGCGGGAAGACGGAAACGACAGGACUCGCCUUGACGCUCUGGAAAGGGUAGUCCGAGAACUGGGACCCUCCAUUCUCAGGACCGUGGAGGAACGAUUCGGGGGCACGCGAUGGCAACACACCCCCGAAGCGCGACCGAGCAAGGACCGCUCCGUCGAUCGCUAA